CGCAUGGUCACGCGCACGCCGCUUUUCCAUCGCUAUCUGUCUGCCGCGCGCGCGCGCGGCCGGUUGGGUUUCCACGAAUCCACAUUGCGCCAAUACGCGUGCGCGUCCAGGUACCGUGUGAACGCCGAGAGACAGAGAAAGAGCAAGAGAGAACGAGAGAGCGAGAGAAAGAGACAGCGAGAGAGAGCAAGCGUUAGAUAGAAAGAGAGCGAGAGAGAGAGAGAGAGCGAGCGAGCGAGCGAGCGCAUCUUUCGUCGUCACGUCGGUCUUCUUCCUCAUCUUCUUUCCCUGCGUGUGUCGCUCCUCGACGGAGAAAGCCGGAGCGAAGAUCUCCUUGGAAAUAUCUUUUUUUUCCCCCCUGUUUUUAUAUUUUCAUAUAUUUGGUCGCGCGCUGUCGGGGCGCGCGCGCGUGCGUGUGUGUGAAUGGUGGACUUGGCCAACAUGGAGGCUGUGGAGAAGGAAUGCGGGGCCCUUGGGGGUCUUUUCCAAGCCAUUGUCAACGACAUGAAGUGCUCCUAUCCAGUGUGGGAGGACUUUAGCGCAAAGGCUACCAAGCUUCAUUCACAGCUCAGAACUACGGUUUUGGCGGCGGUGGCCUUCCUGGAUGCUUUCCAGAAGGUAGCGGACAUGGCGACCAACACGAGAGGGGCCACCAGAGACAUCGGCUCAGCUCUGACCAGGAUGUGCAUGAGGCAUCGCAGCAUCGAGGCUAAACUCCGACAGUUCACCAAUGCGUUGAUGGAGAGCCUCAUCAUGCCUCUGCAGGACAAGAUUGAGGACUGGAAGAAGACAGCCAACCAGUUGGACAAGGACCACGCCAAAGAGUACAAGCGGUCGCGACACGAGAUCAAGAAGAAGUCGUCGGACACCAUGAAGCUCCAGAAGAAAGCUCGCAAAGAGAUCCAGGGGCGCGGUGACCUGCAGCCUCAGCUAGACAGCGCCAUGCAGGACGUGACUGACAUGUGUCUGCUGAUGGAGGAGAUGGAGAAGCAGGCGGUGCGGCGGGCCCUGGUGGAGGAACGGGGACGAUUUUGCACCUUCAGCGCAUUCUUGCAGCCAGUUGUGAAUGGCGAGAUUGCCAUGUUGGGGGAGAUCACACACCUGCAGGCCAUCAUUGACGACCUCACUGUGCUCACCACAGACCCACACAAGCUGCCGCCUGCCAGUGAACAGGUGAUCAAGGACCUCAAGGGUUCCGACUACAGCUGGUCCUAUCAGACUCCGCCCUCUUCGCCCAGCAGCUCCAGCUCCCGCAAAAGCAGCAUGUGCAGCAGUGUCAACAGUGGCCACAGUAGCGCCUCCCGCUCGUCCGGUGGAGGCGGGGGUGGCCCGGGUGGCGGCGGGGGCUCGCUGCCCCACUCACCCACCUCCUCUUCCGCGUCCUCGUAUCGCUACCGCAGCAGCCUGCCGUGCCAUGCCGGGGGAGCGGCGGGGGGCAUCGCCGCCCACCGCCUCAGCAGCGUCUCGUCCCACGACUCGGGCUUCGUUUCUCAGGACGCCAACAUUUACUCCAAGCCGCCCUCGCCCAUGCCCUCCGACAUCACCAGUCAGAAGUCGUCCAGCUCGGCGUCAUCGGAGGCCUCCGAAACGUGCCAGUCGGUCAGCGAAUGCAACUCGCCCACCACGUUUGGCUCGUCCUUCGCUACCUUCCGCCCCGCUCUCUCUCACUCAGGCUCGCCCAGGCCUCACUCUGUCACCUCACUUCCUGUCACCGCGCCCUCACCCUAUAGCCGGUCCUCCGGCUCCUGCUCCUCUUCUCCCACAUCCUGCAAGGUUCCCACCUGGAAGGACUGGUCCAAAGCAGGUUCCUACGAGCAGCCCGUGGCCGCCGCCGUGGCCGCCGCCAGCACGGUCCAGAGGAGGAAGGAGCCGCCGCUGGAUAGGUUGCGGGAAAACGAGGGCUCGCCCAGUGCGCAAGGCUACGCCGGCCCGUCCCACGCCGACGAGGCCCAGAGGCCCCGAAUGUCCUCCGCUGCCAAGUACGGAGACGAGGCGUCUCCAGCCGCCAGCGACCUGGCCAUGGUUCUGACCCGAGGGCUGAGCACGGAGCAGCAAAAGAGCAGCAGGGACUCUCUGCAGUACUCCAGCGGAUACAGCACCGAGACCACCACCCCCUCCUGCUCCGAGGACACCAUCCCCUCUCAGGGUUCCGAUUACGACGGCUACUCGGUGAACGGCGACGCCGAAGGCCCGGACGCUCAGACGGACUUUGACAAGUCGUCCACCAUCCCUCGCCACUCCAACAUUGCGCAGAAUUACCGGCGCAUGAUCCAGACCAAGCGGCCCGCCAGCACGGCCGGACUGCCCAGCGGGGUCCUGGGACCCGGGGGUCACGUCUUACCCCCCGGGGCGGGCGCUGGCUCCGGCACUCCCGGCACCGCCACCAUCCGUAGAACGCCGUCCACCAAACCGGGCGUGAGACGCACCCUCUCCAGCGCCGGCCCCAUUCCCAUCCGACCCCCCAUCGUGCCUGUCAAGACGCCCACCAUUCCCGGAGACUCCCACUCUCCCGGGGCCGCCGGAGGGGUUCCGGUCCGAGUGGGCAGCGAGGAGUGCGUCUUUGUGGCGGACGACGCCCAGGGAGCGCUGGAUUACGUGAAGGCGUCGCCCAAACGCCUUAGCCUCCCCAACACCGCCUGGGGCUCCGGGGCGGCUCUCGAGGUCUACGCCCAGCAACGCGGAGCCGCGGGGCUGGGCUCCGGCUCCGAAGAGGAAAAGAUGAUCGCCGCCAACCGCCACAGCUUGGUGGAGAAGAUUGGCGAGCUGGUGGCCGGCGCGCACGCCCUGGGGGAGGGGCAGUUCCCUUUCCCGACCCUCCCGGAUGACCCCGCCGCCGCCGCCACGGGGCUCGGCGCCGACGCCCUGGAGGAGGCAGGGGGCUCCUCCGGCGACAUGCUGACCACCAUCAGGAGGGGCGUUCGACUCCGCAAGACGGUCUCCAACGACCGCUCGGCACCGCGCAUCUUGUGAUCGAUCGGCAUGGCGGAGGCUCCUGUUCGACCAGUAGGGAAAAUCUCAUCAUAUACGUAAAACAAGACGAAUGAAAACAUACGCAAACGGAAAAAGAUACCGGUAGAGCUGACGCGAUCAAAUGUAAACACGUUAGCGCCGUAACUCGUGUGUGUGUGUGUGUGUGUGUGUGUGUGUGUGUGUGUGCGUGCGUAGGACGCAUGUUUUCUCUUCAGGAUACUCAUGGAAAUCUGUUUCAGCAUUUAUUUUAUACUCUCGAUAAGCACCCAUGUAGUAUUUUGCUCUUAGGAUGACUUUAGCAUACAGUACGAGUAGGGACAACUACUAGUACAUGAUAGUAUACUAGUUAACAUGCCGUGCUUACCGAGUAGUACAAGUAGCACAUGGAUGUCAACUACUUGUGUGUAAUAAAUGCUCAAAUGGCUUUCCAUGUCGGCAGAACCGAAAAUGAGCGAUGACGGUCCGAGCGUGGGGGUCACGUGAUUGAAUCUCGGCUACCAGCGCGGGGAGCUAACGGCGCCAGCCGCCCUUCUGUGGGUCGGUCUGCUUGUUGGCAUUGAGCUGUGCUGGUGCCGCCCACACCGCUCUUUCUUUCUAUGUGUGUGUGUGUGUGCGUGCGCGCGCCACUGCAGGACGGCCGGCGAGCCAAUGAAGCGUCUUCUCUCGCGUGACUCGUGUUAUUUCUUUCUUGUUUCAAUCGUGACGUCGUUCUUGUGCGCCGCCUCGACAGGGCAAGUGGUGGAGAGCCAGCGGUCGUUACAGAUACUCAUAUAUAAAUAUAUAUAUAGAAAUAUAUAAUAUAUAAAUACACAUAAACAUUUAUAUUUUCUAGAACCAGAGGGAAGAGUCCGAAAACGCAGCAAUAA
This is a messenger RNA of Syngnathus acus (greater pipefish), 3836 nucleotides long. RefSeq names its product MTSS I-BAR domain containing 2b (gene mtss2b). Lineage: Eukaryota; Metazoa; Chordata; Actinopteri; Syngnathiformes; Syngnathidae. Gene Ontology annotation, molecular function: actin binding; phospholipid binding. Gene Ontology annotation, cellular component: actin cytoskeleton; cytoplasmic side of plasma membrane. The transcript has 16 exons. Gene Ontology annotation, biological process: plasma membrane organization; cell projection assembly. The coding region runs from base 424 to 2970 and encodes 848 amino acids. The record is from RefSeq and is a predicted model, not a curated record.